This is a messenger RNA of Neurospora tetraspora, 372 nucleotides long. RefSeq lists its product as uncharacterized. NCBI's taxonomy places the organism in Eukaryota, Fungi, Ascomycota, Sordariomycetes, Sordariales, Sordariaceae. Bases 1 to 372 code for a protein of 123 amino acids. The transcript has a single exon. The record is from RefSeq and is a predicted model, not a curated record. Gene Ontology annotation, molecular function: FAD binding.
AUGGGCUGGGGUUCCAACAACAUCGACGGAGGUGUGGUCAUUGACCUUGGCCUCAUCAAUAAUAUUGCCUACGAUGCCGCAACUGAGACAGUGGAUCUCGGACCGGGUGCCCGCUGGAGAGAGGUCUAUUCCGAGCUGCAGAAGUACGGCCGGGCGGUUGCAGGAGGCCGAGAUGGAGACGUCGGCGUUGGUGGACUGCUCUUGGGCGGCGGCAACACCUACUUCACGGCCCGUAAAGGGUUCGCAUGUGAUAAUGUGAUCUCAUAUGAGGUUAUUCUCGCUGAUGGACGCAUCACCACCGCCGACAAAUACAAACACGCCGAUCUCUUCCGCGUCCUCAAGGGUGCAGGGGGGGAAUAUAAAGGGGAUUGA